GUCAUUUGCAAGUACAACACAACUCUGUGCAGCGCUCCCCAUUCAUUUCCUGAGAGCUGCCUGCCUGCGCGCAGCAGCUGAGAGGCAGAAGGGGAGGGAGCUCCGCGUACACUCACACAUUCACACACUCACACACAUGCACGCACACACACACACGCACACGCACUCGUCCAUACUCAUAGAUAGCAGAGGAGACGAGGAAAGGGAGAGGAGAGCGUGGAAAGGAAAACAGUCUCCACGGCUCUGCAGCUUCUGACAAGGCCGCCGAAGAGACAGGAUGUUAAUGCUUGACGGAAUGCCUGCAGUCCGAGUCAAAGCCGAGCCCCUGGAAUCGGAACAAGGGUCACCCAAAGUGCGGUCUUAUUCCGCGAUGGACGGCGUCCCCUUCUUUCUCAGCAGAGUGAAACCCGAGCCUCCGGAAGACCUGCUGGCCCACGACCUGCACUUCCACACGCAGACCGAGCCGGUGGACCUGUCCAUCAACAAGCCCCGCCCCUCUUCUUCCACCACCACGUCAUCCUCCUCCCCGCUGAGAUCCGCUUUUUCGCCGUCCUCGCUGUCAUCGUCGUCCUCUUCAUCCUCGCCGUCGGUCAUUACCUCGGCGGCGUCGGUGCUCUCGCCGGGCCCUCUGGUUGCGCCCGGGAUGAGAGGUCAGCCAUAUUUGCACAUCCUGCACUCGGUGCCGCCGCCUCCGUCCAGCCCGCUGGGCCUGCAGGGCGCUGGAAAGCUGAGCGGCCGUGUUCACCGCAUCCCGGUGGUGGUGCAGUCGCUGCCGCUCAUGUAUACCACGGCCAUGCGUUCGCCCUCCAGCCUCAACAACGCCAUCAUGCUACCUCUGCUGGACGACGCCAAGAGCCAGGGCAAAGCACACGCGGAACACAACGACCUGUCGCCGCGUCACAUCAAGAGUGACAGCGAUGACGACGACCUGCCAAACGUGACGUUGGACAGCGUCAAUGAGACCGGCUCCACUGCACUGUCUAUAGCCCGCGCUGUACAAGAUUCAAUGUCACCGUUCAGUAUUGACAGUAUACGGCGUCCUCGGAGGUCGGAGUCGCCCGAUUCCAAAAAGCGGAGAAUCCACCGAUGCGAUUUUGAGGGCUGCAAUAAGGUUUACACCAAAAGCUCCCAUUUAAAAGCACAUCGGCGGACGCAUACAGGAGAAAAGCCUUACAAAUGCACUUGGGACGGCUGCACGUGGAAGUUCGCCCGCUCGGACGAGCUGACCCGCCACUACCGGAAGCACACGGGCGUCAAACCCUUCAAGUGCGCGGACUGCGACCGCAGCUUCUCCCGUUCGGACCACUUAGCCUUGCACCGGCGUCGGCACAUGCUGGUGUGAGACAAGUGAGAAAUUAUCAGCCGGGAAGGAAGGAAGCAACCACCACACGUGGGGGAGCAGGAUCUCCCUGGGAAAUGUUCUUCAGCUGGCCUGGACACAUGGGAGGAACAUGACGGCGAAGAAGAAAGAAAACAGGGUCAAAUGGGGAUCCUCUUGGAAGGAGCAGACAGUCAGGAGCUUUUAUUGUCUUUUACAGCACUGUUUGGAAGUUUUUAACACGGACUCUUUAAUCGGACGGGGGGAGAAGAUGCAAUUUUCGGAAUAUAUAUUUUUUUUGUCUUCAUAAUGUGAAAGACCCCAGAGUGUGGAUUUUUCUUCUCCCAACCCCCUUUCUUUAUUUUCAUGAUGCUGGCUUUCUAGAAGCGGAACCAGAUUGGCAGCAGAGGGUGCCACUUGAUCACAGAUGAUUGCCUCUGGCCUUUGCGAGAACCACCACAAACUCAUUGACGCAAUAUCUAUUUUUAUGGGUGGCCCACUCUCAAAUGUCGAUUUAACAGCCCCCGCCCCCCCAAAAAAAUCUGGAGCCUCUUUGUUGGAUUUUUGAGCUGUGAUGAAGCAAUCAGAUCAAGUGCAAUCUUAACGGUUACAACAACAACACACACACACACACACACAAAACAGAUUUUCUUAAAAAAACUUUUUUCUAUAUCAGGGGCCACUUUAGCCUCAAAGGGCCAUAGUAAAUUUGUGAAAAAAAUACAAUUGUUUUUUAUUAUUAUUAUUAAUUAUUAUGACUGCUACUACAAAUAAUUAAUAAUAAUAAUAAUAUGUAUUAUGCGCCUUUGUGGGUAACAUUUUUGGGGGAGCGUUUUUUUUCUCAAGAUUUCAUUGCUGGCUUUAUACACUUCAGCAACAUCCUGUACAGAGAACUUGGCAACAAUCACGAUAAGGACUCUGCUUUCCUUACUUUUUCUCUCAGCUGGUUUUGUAAUUUGUGGAUUUUAUUUAAUUUUUUUGCACAGCAGCACUUGACUUUAAAAGUGUUACAAAGAUGGCAGCAAAUGCACACACAUACAGAAGAGCAAUACAUUGUUGGGUGAUUGAUGUCAAAUUUUAUUUUUGCUCCCAUCUGUGUACAAAAUUUAGCUGCCUUGAAUGUCAUCAACUACAAAAUACUUUGUCUGGAUUCAAAUGGGAACUACACUUAAUUGACAUUUUUUUACAACUCAUUUGGAUCUAUGAUGUGGACAAAAGCAUUGGGACGAUAUUUUAUAAACCCCCUGAGUGAUGAACACAGUGGAAUAUCGAAAUUCUCCACACUGCAAAAAAUGGAAAUAGAAUCAGUCGGUCUCAGGGGCAAACUGUCACCCUCACAAACCCUCCUUCUCAAAAGUGGUGGGCCAUGCAUUUUGUAACUCAGCCUUGAGUUCAGAUUUUGCCGACUGAAUUAUUCUACUAAGAACCCCAUUAUUAUGUCGCAAUUAUAGUCACCAUCAUUCCUGUACAAAAAAUGCAAUGUUUUCAGUUCAUGUCAUCAGGAACAGUUCAGAAUCUUUUUUUUUUUUUUUAACAUACACAAGGUCGUCAAACGGGUUAGCACAUUUGCCUCACGGUUCAGAGGUCCAGGGUUCAAUUCCAAUUUCACUGGCCACGUAAAAUGACAUGGCGGGCCAGAUUUGGCCCCUGGGCUUUGAGUUUGACACAGUGCUCUAAAUUGCCCCUUGGUGUAAUCGUGAGCAGGUCUAUAUGUACCCUGCGACUGGCUGCCAACCAGUUCAGGGUGUAACCUGCCUACUACCCGAAGACGGCUAGGAUAGGCUCCAGCACCCCCGGGACCCUAAGGAUAAGCGGCUCAGAUAACGGAUGAAUGGAUAAAGUACUUACAGAGAUGCUGAUUAUUAAAUGUAUUCACUUGCACAGAUCACAAUGUCUUUGCAAUUUGUAGCUGGAACAAGUUUAGCUUGAAAGUCAAUUUAUGCCUUCCAUCUUCUCAGACCACAUCUUCGUACCCGCACAGGGUAGACGACUGGUGUAGUACGAUGUAUUUCAUUCAUGAAUAUGUAAACGGCGGACUUCAAAACAUAUGAAUCAUUGUCGUAUAUAUUUUUUGAAUCGUCCCCAUGGGCACCACAGUUAUAGAUUCGUUGGUGGAAGAGGGGGUCUCCAUGUGCUCACUUCAUGGUACGGUUGUGUUUCAGCCACGUCGAGACGCUAGUGUAUGACUAGUGUGCUGCAUUUAAAGGAAAUGAAAGGAGACAUUUUGAUUGACUGUGGCUCCUCCCACAGCAGCACCGUUCUCCUUCUUGCAGAUCCUCUCGUUUGCAUACAGCAGCGCCUAACCCGCCUCCGUGCACAACACAUCAUUUAUUAUCACAAAAAUACAGCACUGAAAAGUAUAUCCGUUUGAAGUUUUUGUUUGUUGUUUUUUUAAUGCACAAUUAUCAUUUUUUAAAAAGUCUUUCAAAAGUGUAAACUAAAACAUUAAGUUUCAAUCAAUUAAAACCGUGAAAGAUAAUAUUUAAAUUCAAACUUAGAAUGUGCUCAGUAAAAGUGUAAAACGUAUCAUUUAUCAACAUAUUUUAUUUUUAGGUGUGACAUUUCUGGGGCCUAGGCGUUACACUUUAGUAUAAAUUAUAUUCACUUAACUUGGGACUGUUGGGUGUAUGAGAAGUUAUUCAAGAACCUGUUGAAAAACCAAAGAAAGAGCCAAAUGUGCGCAUUAAAUGAUUUCAGGCUUGCUCGCUGAAAUUAGCUGUUGUCACGCCUCGCAAGAUUUUCUGAAAUCUUGCAGAGUGUCUCCUUGAAUAUUUUUCUCGACUUUUUUUGUCUCUAGGUCUGUGACAUUUCCUUCAACAAUUUUCUUUUUCACUUUCCCAAUUGCAAGACAUUUUGGGCGUUCAGAAUUUGCGUUUCCACUGUGUUUAAUUAGAUGGCCCUCCCCAAUUCUUUUGUCCAUAUUUAACAAUAGGACAUCAAUAUUUGUUUCACAAUAUUUGAACUAUAUUCAGAAUUUAUUUUCUUCAAAUGCAGAGAUUUACUUCUUCUGCCUACAGUAUUAAAGCAGUCAAUAUUCUUCGAAAUACAGUUAUUGGAGCCAAGCCAGUAAAAGGAGCCGGUGACCCUUACACACACACACACACACACACACACACACACACACACAUAUAAUGGCACCUUGGAAAAAGCUCGACGCCCAUAACCACCCACCCUCAUAUACAUAUUAACCCAAUAUGUAACAUGUAUGUGUUUGCUUUAUUUAUGUACUGUAUAUAAUUUGUGCACAUAUCAAUGUGUUAUGUUAGUGACAGAAUAUUAGCACCUUGUUUGUUUAUUAUUAUUAGUAUAAUUUU
Hippocampus zosterae (dwarf seahorse) is the source of this 4632-nucleotide messenger RNA. It is a transcript of the gene klf12b, whose product is annotated as Kruppel-like factor 12b. The transcript is spliced from 6 exons. The record is from RefSeq and is a predicted model, not a curated record. Bases 278 to 1342 code for a protein of 354 amino acids. Gene Ontology annotation, molecular function: DNA-binding transcription factor activity, RNA polymerase II-specific; RNA polymerase II cis-regulatory region sequence-specific DNA binding. Gene Ontology annotation, biological process: regulation of transcription by RNA polymerase II. Lineage: Eukaryota; Metazoa; Chordata; Actinopteri; Syngnathiformes; Syngnathidae.